UUGGACGUGGGUGCAAGAUAAUGAAAAGCCAUGGAGUAGAUUGGAAGUAUAUGACAUAGAUAUGACCAAGUGCAGUUUUACAGAAUCAAUUCUGUAUAAAGGAAUUGGUUUGCUAAGAAAUUUAACUAAGACAGGAAGAUAAAUGCUUAUGGAGAAGAUGGAGAAUUCUACUGGUAUGUUUUCUGCAGAUGACGAAACCAAUCUGAAUUCCCUUCCUUCGCUGAAUGUUGUGAGUUUGUCGCUUAACAGCAGCAGUAGUAAUGCCGACGGAAACUUCAACAAUUAUAACUUGAAGUUACAUCCCAACACAGCGAUAAUCACCCUCGUGCUGUUCAGCUUCUUAUUGGGUAUGUGCUUUUACUCCUUCUUCAUGCGCCGCCGGCUGACAAGCUGGGACAGCAUAAGAGCUUUCAGAGGAGCGGGCUUAGAUGAUGAAAACACCGUUGAGGCGGCCCAUGGACUGGAGCAGUCGGUCAUCGAGAGCUUUCCUGUUUUCAGCUAUAAUCUGGUGAAGGGGCUCAAAGCACAGGCCAAGGGCACCGAGUGCGCGGUGUGCCUCACCGACUUCGAAGACCACGAGAUGCUACGGUUGCUUCCUAAAUGCAGUCAUGCAUUUCAUCCCGAGUGCAUCGAUACGUGGCUCUGCACUAACACAACGUGUCCCCUCUGCCGGACGAACCUUCUGUCCUCUGGUACUGAUGAUUCCAACGCCACGAACGCCGACUUCGGUGUUGUCGAACAGCAGCCGUCUUCUGAGCAGUUCGCGAUCGUUUUGGACAACGGAGGCGGAGUCAGUGGGCAAGGGAGCGUCCGCAGAGAUAUUUUAAAAGACGAGGCGACGAUUGGAGCUCCGGGCUACGAUUCGAUGGGGCACUCAUUGAUAAUGGUGCAAACGGAGUUGAAGCAGAGCAGGGAAUGGUAUAUCGUCACCGCCGACGGUCUCACGCCCGGGUUGUACAGUAGCUUUGCGGGCAAGCAUCGGCCAUCCAGUUCUUUUGCCCCGCCCGGCGGUUCUGCGGAGAACAGAUCGAAAUCGGAGAGGUGGGGGAAUAUUUCUAUCAAUCCAGCAUCGUUAUUAAAGACUUUUUCUAUGCGCUUAACGGCUGGAGAUAGAGAUGAGGUUGGGGUUGAGCAGCAGGAUGAGAAGCCUAAUUUGAAUAGGACGUUGAGUUGGUUGAAGGGAAGAGAUAGAGAGGCAGAAGAUGGGAUAGAGCGCUCGGAGGGUGGACCAGGGUACUUCAGGUAUGCCGGUAAAAGCGCUGUAUAAUUUUUAAUCAACAAUUAUUUUGCUACAGAGUGUGCAGAACGCUGGGCCACGGCCUUUUUUUUUUUUACUAGCAACGAAACCUGAAGAUGCACCAGCUAGAGGGGCAGGCGCAAUGUAGGAUUUGUAUAUGUAUCUGUUACAGGUUUUGGUUGCGGUAUGGUGUAUUAUAUUAUACCCAAAUGAAAUUCACAAUUUAAAGAAAAUAUUAAAAGUAUUUAUUUUGU
Cryptomeria japonica (Japanese cedar) is the source of this 1491-nucleotide messenger RNA. Its product is annotated as E3 ubiquitin-protein ligase ATL31. The record is from RefSeq and is a predicted model, not a curated record. Bases 143 to 1267 code for a protein of 374 amino acids. The transcript has a single exon. NCBI's taxonomy places the organism in Eukaryota, Viridiplantae, Streptophyta, Pinopsida, Cupressales, Cupressaceae.